AUUUGAAGCUGUAGGAGCUUUUUAAAUACCAACAUCUUCCUCUCUUGCUGGCUGGAUUGAAGAGCCAGUCAAAACCGCAGCCAUGAGCAGCGAUGUAGAGAUGCAGAUUUAUGGUGUGGCCGCAGUGUUCCUGCGCAAACCCGAGAAGGAGCGUAUUGAAGCUCAGAACCAACCGUUUGAUGCCAAAACCCACUGCUACGUGACUGACCCAACUGUGGAUUAUGUAAAGGGGAAAAUUAAGAGCUCAGAUGGUGGUAAGACCACUGUGGAGACGGAGGAUAAUCGGACCGUCACCGUUAAACCUGAAAAUGUGUUCCCUAUGAACCCGCCUAAGUAUGACAAAAUAGAGGACAUGGCGAUGCUGACCCAUCUAAAUGAGCCGGCCGUGCUGUAUAAUCUGAAGGAGCGCUACAAGGCCUGGAUGAUCUAUACCUAUUCCGGCCUGUUCUGUGUCACAGUGAACCCCUACAAGUGGCUGCCCGUGUACAACCAGGAAGUGGUCAAUGCUUACAGAGGCAAAAAGCGUCAGGAAGCCCCACCUCACAUCUUCUCCAUCUCUGAUAAUGCCUAUCAGUCCAUGUUAACUGAUCGGGAGAAUCAGUCUAUUCUGAUCACCGGAGAAUCUGGUGCCGGGAAGACUGUGAACACCAAACGUGUCAUCCAGUACUUUGCAACAAUUGCAGCUGUUGGUGACCCUAAGAAGAAGGAUACGGGCAGUAAAAUGAAGGGCACUUUGGAAGAUCAAAUCAUCCAGGCUAACCCUCUGCUGGAAGCAUUUGGCAAUGCCAAAACUGUGAGGAAUGACAACUCAUCCCGUUUCGGUAAAUUUAUUCGAAUCCACUUUGGUACCACUGGAAAGUUGGCUUCAGCAGAUAUUGAAACAUAUCUCCUGGAAAAAUCCAGGGUAACUUUCCAGCUUGCGGCAGAGAGAAGCUAUCACAUCUUCUAUCAGAUUAUCUCCAAUAAAAAGCCAGAACUCAUUGAAACAUUGUUAAUUACAACAAAUCCAUAUGACUUCCCAUAUAUGAGCCAGGGGGAGAUCUCAGUGGCCAGCAUUGACGACACAGAGGAAUUAAUGGCCACAGAUAGUGCCAUAGAUAUUCUGGGCUUCACCUCAGAAGAAAAAAUUGGUAUUUACAAGUUAACAGGUUCAGUAAUGCACUACGGCGUAAUGAAGUUCAAACAGAAGCCCCGGGAGGAGCAGGCAGAACCUGAUGGUACCGAAGUGGCAGAUAAAACCGCCUAUCUGAUGGGACUCAACUCAGCAGAAUUCCUAAAAGCGCUCUGCUACCCUCGAGUCAAAGUCGGAAAUGAAUACGUCACCAAAAGUCAGACCGUUGAGCAGGUGCACCAAAAUGUAAAUGCCCUGGCCAAGUCCGUGUAUGAGAAAUUAUUCCUGUGGAUGGUAACCCGGAUUAACCAACAGCUGGAUACCAAACUUCCCAGACAGCAUUUCAUCGGGGUGCUGGAUAUUGCUGGGUUUGAAAUCUUUGAGUUGAACAGUUUGGAGCAGCUGUGCAUCAACUUCACCAACGAGAAACUGCAACAGUUCUUUAAUCACCACAUGUUCGUCUUGGAACAAGAGGAAUACAAGAAGGAAGGGAUUGAGUGGGACUUCAUUGACUUCGGCAUGGACUUGGCAGCCUGCAUUGAGCUUAUUGAGAAGCCAAUGGGCAUUUUCUCCAUCCUUGAAGAGGAGUGCAUGUUUCCCAAGGCAACAGACUCUUCGUUCAAGAACAAGCUGUAUGACCAGCAUCUCGGCAAGUCCAACAACUUCCAGAAACCAAAACCAGCCAAAGGCAAAGCUGAGGCUCACUUCUCUCUCGUCCAUUAUGCCGGGACAGUGGAUUACAAUAUUAAAGGUUGGCUGGAGAAGAACAAGGACCCACUGAAUGACACUGUGGUGGGACUCUAUCAAAAGUCAUCCAUGAAACUUUUGGCAAACCUUUACGCUGCGUACUCUGGUACAGAUGUAGAAGGAGGCACCAAGAAGGCUGCUAAGAAGAAAGGUUCUUCCUUUCAGACGGUGUCCGCUCUUUUCAGGGAAAACCUGAACAAGCUCAUGUCCAACCUGAGGACCACUCAUCCCCAUUUUGUGAGGUGCCUAAUUCCUAAUGAAACAAAAACACCAGGCGAAAUGGAUCAUCACCUUGUCUUGCACCAGUUGAGAUGUAACGGGGUACUCGAGGGCAUUAGAAUAUGCCGCAAGGGUUUUCCCAGCAGAAUUGCAUAUGCAGACUUUAAACAACGAUAUCGAAUUCUGAAUGCAAGUGCCAUUCCAGAGGGACACUUUAUUGACAGCAAAAAAGCCUCAGAGAAACUCUUGGGGUCAAUUGAUAUUGAUCACACUCAGUAUAAAUUUGGGCACACAAAGGUGUUCUUCAAAGCUGGGUUGCUGGGAACUUUGGAAGAAAUGCGUGAUGAUCGCCUAGCCCAUCUGAUUACUCGCACGCAGGCCUUAAGUAGAGGAUACCUGAUGAGGGUGGAAUUCAAAAAGAUGAUGGACAGAAGGGAAGCGAUAUUCAGUAUCCAGUAUAAUAUCCGAGCUUUCAUGAAUGUUAAACACUGGCCUUGGAUGAAAUUGUACUUCAAGAUUAAGCCCCUACUCCGGAGCGCAGAAACUGAAAAAGAGAUGGCUGUAAUGAAAGAGGAGUUUGCCAAAACUAAGGAGAAUCUGGCAAAGUCUGAGGCACAAAGGAAAGAGCUGGAGGAGAAGAUGGUAAAACUUCUUCAAGAGAAGAAUGACCUACACCUGCAUGUCCAGUCUGAAUUAGAAAACUUGAAUGAUGCAGAGGAAAGAUGUGAUCAGUUAAUUAAAACCAAGAUUCAGUUGGAAGCCAAAAUCAAAGAGCUCAAUGAGAGACUGGAAGAUGAGGAGGAGUCGAAUGCUGAACUGACAGCCAAGAAACGAAAACUGGAGGAUGAGUGUUCUGAAUUGAAGAAAGAUAUUGAUGACCUUGAGUUGACGUUGGCCAAGGUUGAGAAGGAAAGACACGCCAUAGAAAACAAAGUGAAAAACCUCACUGAGGAAAUGGCUAGUCUAGAUGAAACCAUUGUGAAGCUGACCAAAGAAAAGAAGGCUCUCCAAGAAGCUCAUCAGCAAACCUUAGAUGAUCUCCAGGCUGAGGAAGACAAAGUCAACUCACUGACCAAACUUAAAACCAAACUAGAACAGCAAAUUGACGAUCUUCAAGGCUCUCUAGAGCAAGAGAAAAAGCUUCGCAUGGAGAACGAACGGGCCAAGAGGAAGCUGGAAGGAGACUUGAAAAUGGCACAUGACUCUAUAAUGGAUUUGGAGAAUGACAGACAACAGAUGGACGAAAAGCUAAAAAAGAAGGAUUUCGAGAUAAGCCAGCUGUUGAGUAGAAUCGAGGAUGAACAGGUUCUGGCAAAUCAAUUUCAGAAGAAAAUAAAGGAACUCCAGGCUCGCGUGGAAGAACUUGAAGAAGAGAUUGAGUCUGAGAAGGCAACACGAGCCAAGGCGGAGAAGCAAAGGUCUGACCUGACCAGGGAACUGGAGGAGAUUAGCGAGAGGCUGGAGGAAGCUGGAGGUGCCACAUCUACUCAGAUAGAGAUGAAUAAGAAAAGAGAAACUGAAUUUCAAAAGAUGCGCAGGGAUCUGGAGGAGGUCUCCUUGCAACAUGAAGCCACCGUUGCCACUCUCCGUAAGAAGCACUCAGAAGGUGCUGCGGAGUAUGGAGAGCAAAUCGACAACUUGCAACGCGUGAAGCAGAAACUGGAGAAGGAGAAGAGUGAGAUGAGGAUGGAGAUCGAUGAUCUCAACAGCAACCUUGAAACUAUCACAAAAUCCAAGGUUAAUUUUGAGAAGCUCUGUCGUAUGAUGGAGGAUCAGCUGAGCGAAUUCAAGGCUAAGACAGAGCAAAACCAGCGUACUGUCGCUGAGCUGACAUUAAGUAAAGCUCGUCUGCAGACAGAAACAGGUGAACUUGGACGACAGCUUGAAGAGCGAGAAUCUUUGGUCUCACAGUUGUCUAGGUCAAAACAAGCUUUUACCCAGCAAAUUGAGGAACUGAAGAGACAUAUGGAAGAAGAGGUGAAGGCUAAGAAUGCUCUGGCCCAUAGCUUGCAGUCUUCACGCCAUGACUGUGACCUUCUCAGGGAGCAAUAUGAGGAGGAACAGGAAGCCAAGGGUGAGCUGCAAAGAUCUCUGUCCAAAGCCAAUGGAGAAGUCUCCCAGUGGAGGACAAAAUACGAAACUGAUGCCAUUCAGCGCACAGAAGAACUGGAAGAUGCCAAGAAAAAGUUAGCUCAACGCCUUCAAGAAGCAGAGGAACAGAUUGAAGCUGUGAACUCCAAAUGUGCCUCCUUGGAGAAAACCAAAGUGAGGCUCCAAAGCGAAGUGGAGGACCUCAUGAUUGACGUGGAGCGGGCAAAUGCUGUUGCUGCUGCUCUCGACAAAAAGCAAAGGAAUUUCGAUAAGAUUCUCGCCGAGUGGAAACAGAAGUAUGAGGAAAACCAGGCGGAACUCGAGUCUUCCUUAAAGGAGUCAAGAUCUUUGAGUACAGAGCUCUUCAAAAUGAAGAAUGCGUAUGAAGAAUCUUUGGAUCAGCUUGAAACAAUUAAACGUGAGAACAAGAAUCUACAAGUGGAAAUAACUGAUCUGUCUGAACAAAUCGCAUCCAGUGGUAAAAUCAUUUACGAGCUUGAAAAAGCCAAGAAACAGGUGGAAUUGGAGAAAAGUGAAAUGCAAGCUUCGCUUGAAGAAGCAGAGGCGUCCCUGGAGCAUGAGGAAGCCAAAAUCCUGAGAAUUCAGCUGGAGUUGACUCAAGUGAAAGCUGACAUUGAGCGGAAGGUGGCAGAGAAAGAUGAGGAGAUUGACCAGCUGAAGAGGAACCACCAGAGGACAGUGGAAACCAUGCAGACAUCUUUGGAUGCAGAGAUAAGGAGCAGGAACGAAGCAGUCAGGCUUAAAAAGAAGAUGGAAGGUGAUCUGAAUGAAAUGGAGAUUCAGCUCAGUCACUCAAAUCGGUUGGCAGCUGAAGCUCAGAAAUGUCUACGAAAUGUCCAAGGUCUACUGAAGGACACACAGAUCCACUUGGAUGAUGCUCUCCGAGGGCAGGAAGAUCUAAAGGAACAGCUUGCCUUGGUGGAGCGUAGAAACAGCCUGUUGAUUGCUGAGAUUGAAGAGAUGAGAGCUGCUCUUGAACAGACAGAAAGAUCUAGGAAGAUUGCAGAACAAGAACUUCUGGAUACAACAGAACGUGUCCAGCUUCUGCACUCCCAGAACACAAGCCUGAUUAGUACGAAGAAGAAGCUGGAAACAGAUGUUUCACAACUUCAGGGAGAAAUUGAGGAUGUCAGCAGGGAAGCAAGAGAUGCCGAAGAAAAAGCAAAGAAAGCCAUAACUGAUGCUGCCAUGAUGGCAGAGGAAUUAAAGAAGGAACAGGACACGAGCGCUCACCUCGAGAGGAUGAAGAAGAACUUAGACCAGACAGUGAAGGACCUACAGAAUCGUCUGGAAGAAGCUGAGCAACUGGCAUUGAAAGGCGGAAAGAAGCAUAUCCAGAAAUUGGAGGCCAGGGUCCGAGAACUGGAGGGUGAAGUUGAUAUUGAGCAGAAGAGAUGUGCUGACUAUAUCAAAGGGGUCCGGAAAUAUGAAAGACGUGUUAAGGAGCUGUCGUUCCAGUCUGAAGAAGACCGAAAGAAUAUUGCACGAUUGCAAGACUUGGUUGAUAAAUUACAAAUCAAAGUGAAAUCUUACAAGAGGCAGUCAGAGGAAUCUGAGCAACAAUCAAACGUUCAGAUGUCCAGGUGCCGUAAAGUCCAGAAUGAGUUGGAAGAGGCUGAAGAGCGGGCAGACAUUGCUGAAAGCCAAGUCAACAAGCUCAGGAUGAGAACAAGAGAGACCAUAACCACAAAGGUGAUCAUGACAAGUCAAGAGUAAAGAACAGAAAAUGGUAAAAAAAAUAAAUAAAAAAAUACACAAAAUGUGUGUUUUUAUUAUAUAA
Molecule: messenger RNA, 5969 nt
Organism: Pelobates fuscus (common spadefoot toad)
Lineage: Eukaryota; Metazoa; Chordata; Amphibia; Anura; Pelobatidae
Product: myosin-3-like
Exons: 41
Coding region: 83-5905 (1940 amino acids)
Biological process (GO): muscle contraction
Cellular component (GO): cytoplasm; myosin filament; myosin II complex
Molecular function (GO): actin filament binding; microfilament motor activity; ATP binding
Source: RefSeq, a predicted model, not a curated record